Molecule: messenger RNA, 1770 nt
Organism: Maudiozyma barnettii
Lineage: Eukaryota; Fungi; Ascomycota; Saccharomycetes; Saccharomycetales; Saccharomycetaceae
Gene: PEX5
Product: Pex5p
Exons: 1
Coding region: 1-1770 (589 amino acids)
Biological process (GO): protein import into peroxisome matrix, docking
Cellular component (GO): cytosol; peroxisomal membrane
Molecular function (GO): protein binding
Source: RefSeq, a predicted model, not a curated record
AUGAAUGCCGCCGAUUGUUCCGUAAAUAAUAACCCGUUAGUUCAUUUAAAUAAACAUACUCAACAAAAUGAACAUAAUCUACUCCCUCAUAGAGUGGAUUUUGGUCUAGGAUCAUCAAGUACCUUGACAGGUUCCUCUGUGUCAUUAAAAUCUUCUCAAAAUAUAGUAUCAGAGAGGAAUUUAAGGGAAAUUAAUAAUUUUCAAAAUGGUACGAUUAACAACCAGGGUCCCAUGAAAUUCGGUCAAGCACCAAUAGGAACAAUAACUGAACCGACUUGGAAUCCAUCUGGUCUAUUAAACGAACACGUACCACAGCCUCAAUUUUUUGAGAAUGUACCUACCAAAAAAGAAUGGUCUGAUGAAUUUAACACUACAAAUCAUCAAGGAAAUUUAAUGGAUAGACAAACUUCAGGAAGAGUUCUCCAAAAUAAUUUAAAUUCAACUAUGAAUAGUUUCAGAUCUCCAAUGUUUCGAAAUAGACCUCACCAAGAAUAUAGAUCACAUCCUACAUCUACCUUACAACAGAAACCUCAACUAAAUCAAAGACAACAGACGGAGACAGAUUGGGAUCAACAAUUUGGUGAUCUCGAAAGGGAGGUUUCCCAGAAUUUGAAGAUUGAUGAGAACGUGAAAGGAACUCAAGAAGGUACACAGAAGGAAGAGGCGUCUGUAGAUGUGAUGGAUGCUUCUGAAGAUAUUAUUAUUGAUGAUACAUAUCAAGCCGACUUCCAGAAAGUUUGGGAUGAUAUUCAUGCUGAUGGCGAGGAUUUUAUGCCUGACAGAUCGAAGUAUAUGUUGAGUAGAAUGACAGGUAAUCUAAACUAUGAAUUUGAGGACUCUAAAAAUCAAUAUCUAAAUAAUCCAAAUGCUUACAAGAUUGGUUGCAUAUUAAUGGAAAAUGGCGCAAAGUUAAGUGAGGCUGCAAUGGCUUUUGAAGCAGCUGUACAAGAGAAGUCUAACCAUGUGGAUGCAUGGUUAAAACUAGGUUUAGUACAAAUUCAAAAUGAGAAAGAAUUAAAUGGUAUUUGUGCUUUGGAGAAAUGUUUAAAAUUAGAUGGUAAAAAUCUAGAGGCUAUGAAAACCUUAGCAAUUAGUUAUAUCAAUGAAGGUUACGAUAUGAGUGCACUCACUAUAUUAAAUCAAUGGAUCACCACCAAAUAUCCAAAUGUAGACCUUUCCACAGAAAUUUAUAAUGAGAAAACUAGUGUAUUAAUAGAUGAAUCAAUGGAAGAAAAUAUCAAAAUCGGAGAAAAGAUUAAACAGAAAUUUCUGGGUUUAUCUAAACAAUUACCACAAGUAGAUCCUGACGUCGAAUUAUGUUUGGGACUUCUUUAUUAUGCUGAUGAUAAUUAUGAUGUUGCAAUAGAGUGUUUCAAUAGAGCAUUAGAGGCCAAUCCCAAUGAUGAGUUAAUGUGGAAUCGUCUAGGAGCUGCAUUAGCCAAUUCAAAUAGAUCAGAGGAAUCCAUUACGGCAUAUCAUAAAGCUUUAAAUUUAAAACCGUCCUUUGUCAGGGCUCGUUACAACUUGGCAGUAUCAUGUAUGAACAUAGGCUGUUACAAAGAAUCAGCUGAGCAUCUGUUGACUACAUUAUCGAUGCAUGAAAUUGAAGGAGAGAAAUUUAAACAGGACCAUGAUUACAAUAGUUGGAAUAAUGAUAAUAUUAUCGAAACUCUAAAGAGGGUAUUUGUUGCUAUGAAUAGAAAUGACCUUUUAGAGAAAGUUAAACCUGGCAUGGAUUUAAAACAAUUCAAAGGCGAAUUUGCAUUUUAA